AUGAGUCAGGCUCUUGAGUCUCAAAAUGCCCCUCUUUUUCCCCUCAUUUCGCCCCGGGUAAUCCCUGCAUGCGCGUACGGCAGCGUGGGUUCAAGCAGGGAGAUCUACCAGAGCGAGAAGUCGCCUACCACGUUCGUGGCGUACCUGCGGGCCACACAUGCCCCCUCACAUGCCCCCCUCUUUCCCCAAAACCCAUCCCUGGUAAUCCCUGCAGGCGGGUAUGGUGGCGCGUAUGGCGGCAGCGCGGGGGCGGGCGGGGAGAUCUACCAGAGCGAGGCGACGACGGCCGCGUUCGUGGCGUACCUGCGGGACGUGGUGAAGCCCAUGAUGCUGCAGCUCAAGGCCGCCGUGGAUCCCAAGGUGCAGGCGCGUGUGGAGCUCAAGGUGGGGCGCAGCAACUGGCGCGUGAGAGGCAUUCUGGAGGAGGCCACGCGGCUACAGGCGUCCAUACUCGUCAUCGGCGCGCAGCCCAGCCUCCACGGCGACUCCUUUGGCACGGGGGCGUAUUUCAUCCGCAACAAGCCGCCACACAUGUCAGUCUACGUCAUUCAGGCGGGCAAACUGUUGGUCUGCCACGAGGCAGACGGGCAGAUCACCGGCUCGCCUGCUGCCUUAGACGCCCUUGCUCUCGAAGCCGCAGCUGCAGAGGCAGCAGGGGGAGGCGGAGGCGGAGGGGGAGGCGGAGCGGGAGGGGGAGGCGGAGGGGGGUUUGCAGACGGAACGGGGGCGCUGUUAGGCAUGUCUCCGGGUCAGUUUGAGGGCGGAGGGCCCCUAUUGGUGGAUCAGCUGCUGGCUGCCGGCCUGCGAUUGGACACGCCGGCUGCUGAGCUGGCGGCGCUGCGGCUGCCUGCUGAAGUGUUGGAGCAACUGCUGGCCGCACAGGUGGCAGCUGGUGGUGAGUCCAGGUGGCAUGCAGUGAGUGGAGGUGGCAUGUGCACUGGUACCUCUCCUGCUGCGGGGAGGAAGCUGAAGGCGAGUCGCAGCAGCGUUGGCAGGCACAGAAGGGAAAGGAGCGGCGGUGCUGGCAGUGCUGGCGGUGGCGGUGUUGACUUUGCUGCCAUGGCUGCUGCUGCAUCUGGUGUGGGAGACGCUGCUCGAGGGGCAGGGCGUAAGAGUGCAGCAGCAAUGGAGAUAGAGCAGAUGCGGGUGCAGGCAAAGGAGGCGGAAACAGCCAGGCUGAAUGCAGAGAGGCGGCUGCUGCAGAUGCGCGUGCAGGCCCAGGCAGGGCGGGGGGAGGCGGCUACUGAGGCGAGCCCAUGGGGAGGGAGGGGGGAUGAGGGGGCAGGGCAGGUGAGGGGAGAGGGUGGAGUGGCAAGGUGUGGGAGCGAGGGAGAAGGGAGUGGGCAGUCACAAUACAGCUAUGAGCUGGCGCAGUCGCAGAAAGAAUUUGAAGCUGCCCGGAUGAAGCUGGCCUCAGUGGAAGCAGCUUUGGCCCGGGCAGCGGGCAGAACGAAGCAGGAAGAUGGUGGAGAGAGAGGAGCAGGAGGAGCAGGGUCAGGAAGGCGAACGGGGCAAUCGGGGUUGUCUGUCAGUGGUGGUGGCGGCAGCAGAGGUGGUAAAGCAGGGGGAGCAGAGGCGUCAGUUGCAGCGGCGGCGGCUGCGGCAGCAGCAGCGGCACAGAGGCUAGCGCACAGAGGAGGCAACCCGCACCAGAGAUUCGAGCAAGGGACCAGAGAAGGCCUAAGAUGGGGGGAGACAGGAAAUGGGAGGGAAGAGGAUGAGGGGCAGGAGAGCGGGGAGGAAGACGAGGAAGAGGAGGAAGAGGAGGAGGAAGAAGGAGAGGAGGAGGAAGGGGAGGAGGAUGACGAGUUGCAGAUUGAUAUAUUGAGUGCGGCUGGGAGUGGUGUGGUUGGGUUCAUAGAUGGAUCCUCCUCCACAUUUGACCUAAGCUCCCUAUCCCCUCGCUCACUCCACGGCGCAGACUCAAACAGCCGCCCACCCUCUGCCAACACCCGUGGCCUAACCAAAAAACAGCAACAUUCCCAAAAUAGCAACCUUUCCUUUACUGGAGGUUUUGAGGGCUCUUCCAGCGAUCUCCAGGUCGACCUUUUGGGCGGCAGCUCGCUGGGUAUGGACAAGGGAACGGGCGGCGCAGAGGGCGGGGAGCAGCCAGAUGAUGACGUGGAUUUGUCUCUUUCCAUGUCAGAGCUCCAGAUCGACCUGCUUAGCCCUGGAGAGAACAUGAGGAGGGGGGAUAAGCAUGAGAAGGAGCAGGAGGAGUGGAAGCGGGGAAAAGAGAGGGGUGGAGGGGAGUUGGGAGAGGUACAGGAAGAUGAGGAGGAGCUUGAUUUAGGGCUUAGUCUGGUGGGGGGCUCUGAGCAGGAUGUGUUUGGAGAUAAUGGCAGGGGCAGGGAGGGUGGCGACAGCAAUGGUGGUAGCGGCAGCGGCAGUGGCAGCAGGGGUAGUGGCAGUGGGAGUGGCAGCAGGGUUAGCGGUAGUAGUGGGAGUGUGGGUGAGAUUGUUGAGGAGAGGGAGAGGGAGGGGCAAGGGAGGGGAGAGGCGAAGGAGAAGGGAGGGGAGGGAGAAGGGAAGGGUAAAAGAGCUGGAGCUGUGAAGCAUGUGAUUGGUCGAGGGCAAUACCGUGUGUACAGUUAUGAAGAGAUUCAGGCCGCAACGGACAACUUCAACCAGAAGAACCGACUGGGCGAGGGCGCGUUUGGCACGGUGUAUGGGGGGCGGCUGCACCACACUCGUGUGGCCGUGAAGGUGCUUAAAGCCACAGACGUGGUCAAAGCCACCAACGAGUUCCAGCAGGAGGUGGAGGUGCUAAGCCAGAUCCAACACCCGCACGUGGUGAUGCUGCUCGGCUGCUGUCCGUCGCACCACUGCAUAGUGUACGAGUUCAUGGCCAGCGGCACUCUCGAGGAGCGCCUGCUCUGCGCCAACAACUCGCCGCCCCUCCCCUGGUUCGCCCGCCUCCGCAUCGCCGCUGAAGUCGCCUCCGCGCUCCUCAUUCUCCACGCGCGCCCCAUCCCCAUCGUGCACCGCGACUUAAAGCCCGCCAACAUCCUUCUAGAUAAGAACCUCGUAGCGAAGCUUGGCGAUGUGGGGCUGGCAAAGCUGAUGCCGGGAACAGGGUCGCAGGUGCACACACACGCGCAUGAUUCCGUGCCUGUGGGGACUCUGGCUUACGUCGACCCGGAGUUUCAGCGAACGGGGGACUACGGGCCGAAAUCCGAUGUGUACGCGCUCGGGAUUAUUUUGUUCGAUAUUCUGACCGGGCGCAAGCCGACGACUUAUGAGGAGUUAGAGGAGGCUGUGGAUGAGGGGGACGAGGAAGCUUUUGGGAAGCUUCUGGAUGAGAGGGGGGGCGAGUGGCCGAUAGGGUUGGCCAUGGAGGUGGCAAGGAUGGCAGUGCGGUGCAGUGAGAUGCGGAGGAAGAAACGGCCGGAUCUGGAGAGUGAGGUGAUGCCGCUGCUGGCGCGGGCGAGGGAUGAGGCUGCAGAGGCAGAGGAAGCUGCCGGGAAGGAGGGUGGGCGGUCGGGAGGGAGCGGGGAUGUGCCCAAGGGGUUGCUGUGCCCGAUCAACAAGCAGCCUCGACCAAUGGGCGUCAAGCUUCAGAUUCAGCUUCUCGAGGCGCGCGGCCUGCCGCCCAAGGACAAUGGCGGCGCGAGAGACGCGUUCGCGCGGCUCCAGAUGGGCGCCUCGAAGGCGCGGAGCAGCACUGUACCUAAGGACAACGAUCCGACGUGGCAAGAGGAGUUUUUCUUUUCGGUCAGCGACGCGGAAAAGGACGAACUGCUGGUGACGGUGUGGGACAAGAGCGCCUUCCUGGGGGAGGAAUUUCUCGGGCAGCUUGUGCUGCCCGUGCGACAGGUGCUGGCGUGCGACGGCUACGAGCUGCAGGCGACGUGGUUUCCGUUACAGAACAGGCUCGCGCGACCGCGCGCGACGGUUACAGGCGACGUUCUGAUUUCCGCCAGCCUGUGGGGGGUUUCGUCGUUAGUGGCGGAAUCCGCCUCCCCCUCCACUUUGCCAUCCAGCCCAAUCCUUCCGCCCACUCCUCCCCUCUCCGCCCCUUCCGCUUCCCCGUCUACUUCCCCCCUCGCCGCGCCUUCCCCCGCGCCUUCCCCCUCCCUCAUCUCUACAGUCAGCUUCGCCUUUCCUAAACCUUCUUCCGCCCAUCCCCUUUCCGCCCCCACUCCCCCUUCCGCCACUCCCCGUUCCGCCACUCCCCCUUCCGCCUCUCCCCCUUCCGCCCCUCCCCCUUCCGCACCUUCCCCGUCCGCCCCCGCCUUUUCUCUCCCCCUCAAGCCCGCGCUGCGCCGCCAUACAGGCCCGUCCGAUACAGUCGCACCUGCUGCUCUCUCCCCGUGCAAGGAAACGGACGAGGGGGAAGCGUGGGGCGGUGGGGGGAAGGAGGGACGGGGAGACGGGGCAACGGAAGGGGAAGGAGGAGGCGAAGGAGGAGCGGAAGGGGAAGAGGUAGGGGAGGAGAACGGGGAAGGGGAAGUAGAGGGGGAAGGGGAGGGGGAAAGGGAAGGCCAUGAGGCAUCCGCUGACCUUCAAGGUAAAGAGGAGGAGGGCGCGAACGGCACAACAACAGCAGCAGCACCGGCAGCAGCAGCCGUCGCUAAGCCGCGGCACCAGAUCCUCCAGUCGCUCUCCGAGUCCUUAAAGCCCAAGCCGCAGCAGCUGCAGCAGCUGAAGCAGCGCCUGCAUGCGUCCAAGCUAUCCGCAGCCUCAGCCAUCAGGUCAUUCGGGCACGCCGUUGAGAACAGCGUUGCCAAGGCCGGGCAGACCGUGCGUGCCGCCAACGCCAAGGGCGGUGGGGGUGGGGGUGCGGCCGGGGCGACUGCACAUGCACGUGAAGGGGGAGAUGAGGGGGAGGGGGAGUCGCGGAGAGGGUCACUGGGGGAGGGUGACGGGGCGAGCGGAGGAGGGAGUGGGGAGUCCGGGGAAGGGGGUACGGGGGAAGCGGGGAAGGUGAAGGUGCCGGGGGUGUGGUGGGAGCAGGAUAUGAGGGACGUGCCCAGUGCAGGGCCCAUGCCGGGUGAGCUACCUGGUGGCGGAGUGCUGGUGGACCAGGCCUUUGAUGCCGCCCCACACGUGCUCUUUGCGGCCAUCUUCAAGCCCGGCUCGCCCUUCUUCCAAGAGUUUGCAAAUGAGCGCAAGCUGACUCAAGUCAACAUUGGUCCUUGGUUUUUCGCCGACAGCAGCAGCAGCAGCAGUCACAGUGCAGCAAGGCUCAAUCGCAGCACAGCACACAAGGGCAUCAAGCCUCCCACCAACCUGCCUCCCGCUGCUGCUCCCAAAGGGGGCGGAGGGGCGGAACAGCAGCAGGAAGACACAGGCACCGUGAUGCACCGCACUGUAUCGUACAUGACCGCGCCGUCCUCCUUGGUAAAAUCAGUGCAAGCGACAGAGGAGGUGCUGUGUGUGCGGGCAGAUGCGGGCGGUUUCCUGGUGGCUGUGACAGCGAAAACCCCUGACGUGCCGUAUGGAGGCACGUUCGAAAUACACCUUCAGUUGUGCAUCACUCCGCUUACAGAGGAGGGUGUGGGCGCAGGAGGAGGAGCAGGAGAAGGAGGGAACACAGGCGAGCAGAGCAGUAGAGUCCCGGCUUCUGCAGCAGCUGGUGAUGGGAGAGAGACAGGUGCAGAGGGGUCAGGCAGUGGGAUGAAGAGCCGGCUGCGAGUGUCGUAUGAGCCGCAUUUCCUGCAGAGCACCAUGAUGAAAGGCAUGAUAGAGAACGGCAUGCGCACCGGCCUCAAGGAGUCAUACGCCACCUUCCUCUCUGUACUCACAAAGCACGUGCCUCCCUUCGUCUCCACUGCACCAUCCACCUCCCUCUCCCAACCCUCAACCUCCCCUCCUCCCUCCUCCCCACUCGGCCGUCUCCUCUCCCGCCUCGGCGUCCCCCCCCACCUCAUCCCGUCAAAAACGGCAAUCGCCGAGGCUGCACUCCGGGCAACAGGCCCACUUGCGCUCUUUGUCUUUUUCCUCGCAGUGGUCUUGCUACCUACACACCUGGUGCUGGUGGCACGGGGUGGGGCGGGGGUGGUGCUGCCGCUACUAGACCUUCCUGAUAGCCUGUUGGAGCUGCUAUGGUGUGCCGUGAUCCUGGUUGCAACCAACCAUGUGGUUGCCAUGGCACGAGGCAUCAUUGUAUCAAAAUACAUCAAGAAGGGCGACCACGGGAAGAAGGCGGUGGGGGAGGGGUGGCUGCUGACAGUAUCGCUAGUCGAGGGGGAGAGCAUAGGGGAUGCAGGCGUGGUGAUGAAGGCGGACCCCUUUGUGGUCUUUGCUUGCAGCGGCAAGACGCGCACCAGCUCUGUGAAGCUGCAGACCAACAUGCCCAAGUGGAACGAGGUGCUCGAGUUUGACGCCAUGGAGGACGCGCCUUCCAUUCUCGAGAUCGAGGUUUUCAACUACGACGGACCCUUCUCGGAACCUUCCCUGCUCGGCCGGGCAGAAAUAAACUUCCUCCGGCAGUCGGCGCAGGACCUCGCGGACCUCUGGGUGCCGCUAGAGGGCAGGCGGGCGAAAGUUCAAGCUGCCCGGAUCCACGUUCGAGUGCUUCUGACCAAUACCUCUGAAGCUGCGGCUCCUCUGGUGCUUCAGAAGAUUAGCAAGGAAGUGGGCAGCAAGGGUGGCGUGAGGGAGUUUUCAUUGCAGAAGAACCUGGCCUUCCAGCGCCUGUUUGAUGUGCCAGACAGCGAGUGCCUCAUAAACGACUUCUCCCCCACUCCCUCCCCCUCCCUUCCCCCACUCCCCUCCCCCUCGCCCCACCAGGGCGGUGUGAGGGAGUUUUCAUUGCAGAAGAACCUGGCCUUCCAGCGGCUGUUUGAUCUGCCUCGUCGCCGUGCCUUCCAGCCAACUUUUUUUUACCCUCCCCCCCUCUUCCCCCUCCCCCUCGCCCCACCAGGGCGGUGUGAGGGAGUUUUCCUUGCAGAAGAAUCUGGCGUUCCAGUGGCUGUUCGACCUACCGGACAGCGAGUGCCUCAUAAACGACUUCUCCUGCAUUCUCAGGAAAGGGCUGCUCUGCUCUCCCAGGGCCGCCUUCACAGGGGCGCCUCUUCCUCUCCCCGUCCCCCUCCCCGUGGACACUUGCAUCAAACUCACCCUCCUCUUCCGUCCCCCCACCUUCCCCCCCUCUCUCCCCUUUCCCCACUCCCUUCCCCCUCGCCCCACCAGGGGGGUGUGAGGGAGUUUUCAUUGCAGAAGAAUCUGGCCUUUCAGCGCCUGUUCGACCUACCAGACAGCGAGUGCCUCAUAAACGACUUCUCCUGCAUCCUCAAGAAAGGGCUGCUCUCCCAAGGCCGCCUCUUCCUCUCCCCGCGCCUCCUCGCCUUCUACUCUUCUGUCUUUGGCACGCGCAUCAAAUUCACUCUCCUCUGGGAAGACAUAGACGAGAUUGACGACAGCGUGCCGUCUCUCUUCGACCAAAAGGAGUCCCAAAAAGAUGCCAAGUCUCAAACGGCCCAGGCUUCAUUGACUAGGUCGCAACCGAUCAAGAAUCAGACGGCCGCCGCCGCCCAGAAAUCCUCCAUGACGACCUUCAAGCGCAUGCUCAACCCGGCGAUCACCGUCUUUGUCAAAAAGGACAAAGGGACGGCGGAAACCCGGGCGGCAGCGCACGGCGUGGACUCGCACGGGCGGCUGAAGAUCCGAUUCCAGUCGUUUGUCCGGCCAGGUGUGGCCUUCCGUCUCGUCCUUGCCUUAUGGCGCAACCGCAACCUCCCCACUGACCAGCAGCUAGCUAGAGCCAAGGAGGAGGGCGAUGCAAGUGACAGUGGCGGGGAGAGAGGCGAGGGUACCAAUGUGGGGAGGGACGGGGGAGCUGGGGCAGCGACAGGAGUAUCCAGCAGCAGAGGCGAUUUUUGGGGGGCGAGAGGAGGGAUGGGAGGGUAUCGGGAGGUGACCGAUUCGAGAAGGGAGUCUAUAGCGGUGGAGGACGGUGGAGGGGCGUUUAUGGGGGUGGAGACGCGGGAGGUGAUAGAUGACCAGCUAGUAGGUGUACCGAUCACAGUGCAGCAGUUCCUGGCCUCGUUUGAUGACCCAGCAGCCACUGCUGCCAUGAUGGAGAAGGCAGGGCAGAUGGGUGCGGAGAUUGGCGAGUGGGAGGCGGUGGAAGUUGGUAUGGGGGACGGGGUGGGGCAGCUGGAGGGCCGGGCGGCGGGAGGCAGAGUGGGCGGCGUUCUUCGGCGCCAGCGCAGCGUCAAGUACCGAUUCUCUCGGCAGGUCCCUGUCCUCUCCCCAACCGUGACCGCGGUGCAGCAGAUGACUCAGGAAGCCAGCACCCCGGGCAGCAUCCCGGGCGGCAUCUCGGGCGGCACCCCGGGCGGCAGCCAGGACGGCGGUAUCCAGUGGGCGUGUUUGGAGCAGGUGCUCACUCUCCACAGAGUCCCCUUCGGCGACAGCUUUCAGUUAGAGUUUUUUCAAGAGAUCAAGGCCAAGGAGAUAUUCUCCCUGCCAGGAGCAGCAAGCACGGCAGCAGGUGCAGCAGCAGCAGACGUGGGAGCAGGCAAGAGCAGCGCAGCAGAUACGGCCUACUCGUCCUCUAGCCCAGCAGAAGCUGCUGCUAGCGCGGCCAGGGGAGCAGCCGCUGUCGCCUCCGCACUGGUUGCCGCUGCAGGCGCACUCAAACUCACGGCACGCGGGGCAGCAGCAGCAAGCGGUACGGCCACAGGUGACGGAGGAGGAGCAGGUGAGGAGAGAGGAACAGCAGGCGGUACAGCAGGAGCAGCAGGGGGGACGGCAUUGGGAGCGAGUGGGUUACAAGAGGGGGUGUUGCAGGAUGACAGGGUGCGAUCGGUGCUGCACGUGCGAAUGGCGAUUGCAUGGCACAAGGAGCUUAGUGAGGCGACACGCAGCAAGAUCAAGAGCAGCAUUGGGCGAUUCUACAAGCAGCAGGCACGCCGCGUGGUUGAACUCAUGGCUGCUCAGGGGACCUGA
Molecule: messenger RNA, 8898 nt
Organism: Closterium sp. Naga37s-1
Lineage: Eukaryota; Viridiplantae; Streptophyta; Zygnematophyceae; Desmidiales; Closteriaceae
Source: the annotation of a GenBank genome assembly